Molecule: messenger RNA, 3098 nt
Organism: Dufourea novaeangliae
Lineage: Eukaryota; Metazoa; Arthropoda; Insecta; Hymenoptera; Halictidae
Gene: Pmp70
Product: ATP-binding cassette sub-family D member 3
Exons: 12
Coding region: 435-2426 (663 amino acids)
Biological process (GO): very long-chain fatty acid catabolic process; long-chain fatty acid import into peroxisome; peroxisome organization
Cellular component (GO): peroxisomal membrane
Molecular function (GO): ABC-type transporter activity; ATP binding; ATP hydrolysis activity
Source: RefSeq, a predicted model, not a curated record
GCAGGAGUAUCCUUAUGCGAUUGUAUGCAUACACAUUAAUUAAUUUGAAAGUCAUUGUAUCAAAGUUCAGCUGUAUAAAAUUACGUAAGAAGAAAAAUACAGGUCUGGGUUAGGUACUUGUUGUACUUUGAUCGGUUAUGGACGGGAGACUGAUGAUUGUGCACAUAGAACCGUAACCGCCGCGAUAUAACUUAUAUCAUAUAAAAGAGUUCAGUGAUCAGGUUAGAGUAGGUGAAAGCACGGGACUGGUGCUCGCGGGUGAAAUGCUUGUGGAACGUCAUUCGGUUGCGGUGUAGCUGAUUCACUGCGGCUGUCACCCCACCACCUGUUCACCUUCACGAACCUCCAAACUGGACGCAGAAGAGUUGUGACCGUCGUGGUGGACGGGUAAAGAUUUUUUUUUCGUUCAUCGGACUUUUGGGCGAUCUGGAAGAAUGGCGCCAGCAAUCAGUAAAUUCGCAACCAGGCGCACGGUUGCUGGUGCUUGCGCGUUGACCGCGUUGAUAUGGAUCCUAAAACGAAGAGGCAGAAAGCAAGUCACAAAGAACAGGAAUGCAUGGCCCGCUCAUGACAUUCAAUAUGUUAUUAAAGAGAAGCCGAAACGUCCGAAAGCGUACGUUAAUGCUCGAUUUUUCCGACAACUACGACAGCUACUCAAGAUCGGUAUACCAUCCAUCGUGUCUCCGGAAUUUGGAUUUGUUCUUCUAGUUGCUGGUUCGUUGGUUGCGAGAUCAGUGUGCGACCUGUGGAUGAUAAAUGUAGGAACUUUAAUCGAAUCGUCAAUUGUUAAUAUGGAUCAACCCUUAUUUAAGAAACGUCUAUUCAAAUUCAUGGCUCUAUUGCCUGUGAUCUCUCUUGUGAACAACGUACUGAAAUAUGGAAUAUACGAAAUGAAACUGAGGUUACGUACAAAUAUAACACGAAAUUUACUGGAUCAGUACCUGAAGGGCUUCACAUACUAUAAAAUGAGUAACUUGGACAGCCGAAUAGCGAAUCCAGAUCAGCUUUUAUCUACAGAUGUUGAUAAAUUCUGUGAAAGUUGCACAGAUCUCUACAGCAACGUUGCAAAACCUUUAUUGGAUAUUUUUAUCUAUGUCUACAGACUCACAACUAACAUUGGUGGUCAGACACCAAUAAUUAUACUGUCGUACCUAAUCUUUGCUGGUGCAGUAAUAACGCAUCUACGUAAACCAAUAGGAUCAAUGACAGUAAAAGAGCAACGGCUCGAGGGUGAAUACCGUCACAUUAAUUCACGAUUAAUCACAAACUCCGAGGAGAUCGCGUUCUACCAAGGAAACAAUAGAGAAAAAUUAACCUUAUUAGCUAGCUUUUAUAAACUUGUAACACAUCUUCGGAAGUGUUUGGAAUUCAAAACCUUCAUAGGAAUAAUAGACAAUUUCGUUGGCAAAUACAUGGCAACGAUCGUUGGUUUCUAUGCAGUAAGCAUGCCGUUCUUCCAAAAGAAUCAUCCGAUCCUAUCAGGGACCCCUGAUCAUCGAUUUAAGAGUUAUUACACGUACGGUCGUAUGUUAGUAAAACUAGCUGAAGCUACAGGUAGAUUAGUUUUAGCUGGACGAGAAUUAACACGGCUGGCAGGAUUCACGGCCAGAGUUACAGAGAUUAAAGUUGUCCUGGACGAUCUGAACGCGGGAAAAUAUACAAGAACAAUGAUUUCGGACUUUAAAGAUGAACCGAUUGGGAGUCCAGGCGCUGGGAAGAUUGUGACCAAAGAUAACAUUAUACAUUUCGAUCGUGUGCCAUUAGUAACGCCAAACGGUGAUGUUCUAAUCAGAGAGCUAUCGUUCGAGGUCAACUCAGGAAUGAACGUAUUGGUAUGCGGUCCCAAUGGUUGUGGAAAGAGUUCCCUCUUCAGAAUUCUUGGAGAAUUAUGGCCAGUUUGGAGCGGAACGGUAACUAAACCCCCACGUGGAAAAUUGUUUUACAUACCACAACGUCCUUACAUGACCUUGGGUACACUGAGGGAUCAAAUAAUUUAUCCUCACACAAAAGAAGAAAUGAUUAGGCGUGGUAAGGUGACGGACAACGACCUUAAGAAGUUGUUGGAUCUAGUUCAGUUAAGUCACCUUUUGGAAAGAGAGAAUCUUACAAAUACGGAAGGUCUAGGGUGGGACGUUGUAGCGGAUUGGAUGGAUGUACUGUCGGGCGGUGAAAAACAACGUAUAGCGAUGGCUCGACUCUUCUAUCAUAAACCUCAGUUUGCGAUUUUGGAUGAAUGUACGAGUGCCGUUAGCGUUGACGUUGAAGACUCGAUGUACUCAUACUGCAGAAAGGCGAACAUCAGUUUGUUCACAGUGUCCCAUCGACGGUCGCUUUGGAAGCACCACGAGUAUUAUUUGCAAAUGGACGGAAGGGGAGGCUUCGAAUUCAAACCCAUCGAGCCGGACACGGAAGAGUUUGGGUCGUGAAUCUUCGUGUCCCUUGCAUCCAAUCUAGUACUUGCCAAAAUGCAGGGGACGGUUCCUUUGUAAUCCGAUUGAUGAACAAAGUAUUUAAUGUGACAUUUUGUUUUACUUAACAAUUACACGCGGAUACAGCCACGUGUUGUCAACCUGCACAGAUUUACGAUUACAUGUGUAUAUCACUAUUUAAGACGUAGCGCAUAAUACCUGUAUAUUUUUUAUAAAUGUUUUUUUAGAGGUUAACGCGUAAGCGUUCUAUGCAAUAUAGGCCCUAAUCUGUUAGUACCCUUGAAUAUUAAAACUGUAUAAAUAUACGUUCUUCGAAUACUAUCAAGAGGGGAAAAAUGUAGGAAUAUAAUUCCUUUUGUGGGUGGGAAGUUUAAGCUAUACCGUUCGACUCGACCAAGCAUAUUUUUGAUACCCAACAAUUUUUCUCUAGUACAAAACCGUAUGACCAGUGAAUGUUAAAUGUAUCACGUACGUAGAAGAAUUUACUACGGGAAUAUGUAUGUAUAUGUACACACGUGUAUAUGAAAAGACAAAACACGGGUUUGUUGUUUCGAAUUAUGUUCUAUUUAAGAAUGCAGUUAUAACUUGUUAUGUGUAGAUCACAUUGAGCAGACUCGGUCAUAGCGUAUAUCGGAUUGCUGGACAAUAAGAAUGUGUAAUGAAAUAAAC